GGUUUAUUCCCAGGAUGCUUUGCGUGCGGAAGUGCAUCUAUGCCUACAUCAGCAUGGCGCUUGCUCGCUAGUUUCACGUGAAAUUAAUGAACUUCGUGCAACUAUUUUCUAUAAAAUGGAUCCGAAAGUGCAUGAAGCUAGUCCAGCGACAAGAGAAUUCGGCUGUGAGCAGAAUCUUCUAUCAAGACCUGACGGUUCAGCAUCAUUCAUUCAAGGGAAUACCAAUGUGUUGGCUGCAGUUUACGGACCAGCAGAGGUUAAGGUCAGCAAGGAGAUCUAUGACCGUGCUACAUUGGAAGUCCUGAUACAGCCUAAAGUAGGCUUACCUGGUGUCCGAGAGCGAGCUAGAGAGCAGUGUGUACGGGAGACAUGCGAAGCAGCUCUUCUCUCCUCUCUUCACCCUCGCUCCUCUCUUACCCUCAUCCUACAGGAGAUCCAUGAUGAUGGCUCUCUUCUGGCAUGCUGUCUGAAUGCAGCUUGCAUGGCCCUGAUGGAUGCAGGUCUACCUAUGAGCUGCCUGUUUUGUGGUAUUACUUGUGUCAUCAACAUGGAUGGGCAGAUUAUCAUUGAUCCAACGUUACAACAAGAAAAGGAGACCAGAGCUUUGAUGACUUUUGCAAUUGACAGCAUUGACAAAAGAGUGAUGAUGUCGUCAACCAAAGGAUCUAUCUCAGUUCAAGAGCUUCAAGAAGCUAUAGCUUUGAGUCAGAGAGCUUCAGAGCGAAUCUUUCAGUUCUACAGAAGUUCGGUAUGUCGACGCUAUUCCAAGACUGCAACAAAUUAAACCUCACGUUGUUUUAACUUGUAUUCAUUUGUUUUGUAUAUUGUUCUGUACAAGUUUUCUAAAAUUAACUUCUAAUCUAAA
Molecule: messenger RNA, 865 nt
Organism: Sardina pilchardus (European sardine)
Lineage: Eukaryota; Metazoa; Chordata; Actinopteri; Clupeiformes; Clupeidae
Gene: exosc5
Product: exosome component 5
Exons: 6
Coding region: 116-784 (222 amino acids)
Biological process (GO): poly(A)-dependent snoRNA 3'-end processing; nuclear mRNA surveillance; rRNA catabolic process
Cellular component (GO): cytoplasmic exosome (RNase complex); nucleolus; nuclear exosome (RNase complex)
Source: RefSeq, a predicted model, not a curated record